This is a messenger RNA of Mycena citricolor, 825 nucleotides long. Lineage: Eukaryota; Fungi; Basidiomycota; Agaricomycetes; Agaricales; Mycenaceae. The record is from the annotation of a GenBank genome assembly.
AAGAAUCGCUUUGGGAGAGAACCACCAUGACCGAGCCGGAGCAGCCAGACAUCCUCAAUCCGGCCACGUUCGUACCACCGCAGCUCGCGGAGUUCGCGUCCAUCACGAUCGAGUUCUGUGACAGAUGCCGAUGGCUGCACCGCGCGGCUUGGGUCCAAACCGAGCUCCUGCUUACCUUCGCGCCGCCCGUCAUCGGCUCGAUCACGCUCGUUCCGCGCAACUCCGAAGAAACGGCGGGCAGGUUCCGGGUCUGGGUGGGGACGCCCGGGUCGGCGGCCCCACAGCUUGCUUGGGACCGCAAAGUCGAGGGCGGGUUCCCUGAGCUCAAGAUUCUCGUGUGUAUUGCCCGGCUGAUACCAGCCGGCUGCACUGACGCUUGGGCUUAGAAACAGAGAGUGCGCGACAUCCUGCAGCCGGGCAAGAGUUUGGGGCAUUCCGACGUGAAGGCCCCCUUCACCGCCUGAAGAUGCAUGCUUGUCGCACGCACGAUGCUUCGCAGCGCCGCCUCAUCGAAACUUAUUUCACGAAGGCCUGUCCUCUGCCGCGUCUAGUAUUCAGCUACAGCUCGAGCAGUCUUGAGAUCAGACGGUGAAGGUAUGAAUCACGCCAGUGUACGAAUGUCCCAUCAAUUACCGCUCGAAUCCCGUGCAUCAACGCUUUGCAUGCAAUGAUAUUCCACCGUCUAGAUCUUCUGCUAGAUGUUCGAUGCGCUUUUGAAGUCGUCUAUUCUACUCUAUCCUUCAUCGUUUUCUCUCUCACGAUGACCAAGACCGCGGAUAGGAUCGCAGUUGCGAACAUCAUACUGCCCACGAAGAUCUCCACCGC